CCAAUGCCCUCCUUCUUCCUUUAGCCACCUGUACACCGAAGUUGAGACUGGUCACAGCUCAGGCGGCCCUGGAAGCUUCUACCAGAAGGGAUGAAUAUUGGCUGGCUACUGCUGCUUUGAAGGCCCUAAACACCUUUGAACAGGUUUUCUCUUGGGUGGCUCUUAGAAUCUCUUGACCCGGUCCUGAGGAAAUACUGCUUUCCUGGAUUUCUUGAUCUUCACUCAACCAUGAACCAAUCAGACCUAGCUGAUGACCCAGAUCCCAACCCUGAGCCCCUGUGCAUGGUGUGUGGCCAGAACCACUCCCCAGAAGAAAACCACUGCUACACCUACACGGAAGACGUGGACGACGACCUCAUAUGCCACAUCUGCCUACAAGCAUUGCUGGACCCUCUGGACACUCCAUGCGGACACACCUACUGUGCCCUGUGUCUCACCAACUUCCUGGUGGAGAAAGACUUCUGCCCUGUGGAUCGCAAGCCUUUAGUUCUGCAGCAUUGCAAGAAGUCCAGCAUCCUGGUCAACAAACUUCUUAACAAGCUGUUGGUCACCUGUCCAUUCACAGAGCACUGCACCGAGGUGUUGCAGCGGGGCGACCUCCAGCAUCAUUUCCAGACCAGGUAG
This is a messenger RNA of Phodopus roborovskii (desert hamster), 624 nucleotides long. Its product is annotated as E3 ubiquitin-protein ligase LNX-like. The transcript has 2 exons. Lineage: Eukaryota; Metazoa; Chordata; Mammalia; Rodentia; Cricetidae. The record is from RefSeq and is a predicted model, not a curated record. Bases 229 to 624 code for a protein of 131 amino acids.